GAUUGAAGACCUUAAUAUUAAGGUUGAGCACUGAAAUUUCAAGUCAAUUUAUGAGCCUAAGAUGGAUGAUUUGGUUAUUCAACUUGAAGCGACUACAACAUCACUAUCACACCAAAAAGAUUUGUAUCUUAAAUAAGAUUGAGACUGAUUUUGAACUUCUGAAGAAGAUAAUUGAGAUCAAGAAGGAAAAAAUUCUCACUGAAGUGUCCCAAUGCUAUGACUCCUCUAUUGAGAAGGCAAAAGGCAUGGUAGAAGCUUUAAAGCUGCUUAAAUAAGCGAUCUAAUUUCAUGGAGAAGCUCUCAAAACACUCCUUGGAGGAGCAAGCCAUUAUAAAACGUUAUAAGACUAAUAAUCUGUUCCAAAUCAUAAGAAGCGUUGUGAAAAGAUCUGAGCUGAAUAGUAUAGAUCAGGUUGAUUUGACAGAAAGUCUCCUUUUGUUAGAUCCUAAUACCCUGAGCGACGUCCACCGGAUCAUUGACGAUAUUAAAUUUGCUCCAAUUUCACAGACCUAUCUCAGUAAAAUCAGAGAGUUAUUCACAAAAUCAAGUAUUUUAAAAGAGAGUCUCAUAACUCCUGAGUUUGCAGCAAUGCUUCCCAAACUACGCUCUAGUGAGCGCUUAUUCCAACUGACCAGAGAUGGGCCCAACCCAUUUAUAUUUCAUGAGAAGUGAGAUAACAAAGGACAGACAAUUGUUUUAGUCAAACUGCUGGACGGACACAUCUUUGGCGGUUACAACCCAACGAGUUGGAUAAGUGAGUAUGUGUAUUCUAAGUGUGAAGAUGCCUUCCUCUUCUCUCUGACUAAUGGAAAAGGCCGUAAAUGAAUUAAAUGUCCCAUUGAACGGCACAAAUCGGACAAAGCUAUAAAGCAGAAUAAGACUAAGUAUAGUCCUGGAUUUGGGGAAGCUAAUAACAGCGAUCUCUUCAUUGCUUUCAGGAAGCUGGAUAACAGCUAUAGCAGGCUCGGUAGUGAAACAGGCUGGGAUAUUGUGGAAGUUGAGGUCUGGAGCAUCGGAUAACUGAGAUAUAAAGUUUCAUUUUCAGUUA
Moneuplotes crassus is the source of this 1048-nucleotide messenger RNA. NCBI's taxonomy places the organism in Eukaryota, Ciliophora, Spirotrichea, Euplotida, Euplotidae. The record is from the annotation of a GenBank genome assembly.